AUGUUCAUCCUUCCAUUCCUUUUGGCUGCCGGCAGCCUCCCCCUCAUUUCUGGGGCGCCGAUAGCAUCCUAUCUCUACAAGAAGUCUGCAGUUGCAGAGUCCAGUCCUUCCCUCAGCGAACGCAGUUCGAACCUUUAUGAAGCAGUUUUUGGUGGUGAUGGUUUGGUGUCUGAUGGGUGGCCCUCGAUCGCCCAGUGGAUUACCACCUUUGAUGAUAUGUACGAGUCGAACUUGGAAGUCAUGUCCGCGAGCUGUGCUCAAUUCGGCGUGGCGGAUAACACCGACGACGAGAACGCCAACGUGAAGAAGGCCAUCCAAGCAGUUGCUUCCUCCAGCGGUGUCGACGCCCGUUUCAUCCUCGCCAUCGUGAUGCAAGAGUCCAACGGCUGUGUCCGUGUCCAAACCACCGACAACGGCGUCGUCAACCCAGGUCUCAUGCAAAGCCACGACGGAACCGGUUCUUGCAACAAGGACGGCACCGUCCAGAACCCCUGCCCAUACAGCGAGAUCCACCAGAUGAUCGUCGAUGGUGUCGAAGGUACCUCCGAAGGCGACGGUCUCAAGCAGAUCCUCGCCCAGCAGGGUGGUUCCAGCGCCACAGACUACUACAAGAGCGCUCGUGUCUACAACUCCGGCUCUCUCGCCUCGGAUGGUAACCUCGGCCAGGGCGGCGCCACGGCCUGCUACGUCUCCGACGUCGCUAACCGUCUUCUGGGCUGGUCUUCCGGCACCAGCAGCUGCGACUCCUCUACCAUUGGCAGCUUGACUGGUACCUCCUGGACAGGCAGCAGUAGCAGCUCUGGAAGCUCUUCUUCUGCCUCUGCCUCCGCCGUUGCCUCUUCUACCUCGAGCGUCGUGCCUGAGCCCACCGCUGUCUCUACCACCGUCCCCGCUGCCACUGUCACUCCCACCGAGACCCCCGCAGCCGCUACCCCGACUGCCGAGGCAACUACCAGUACUGCAGUGGUCCCAACAGCCGUCGUGGUCCCCACAGCCGCUGCCGCCACUUCCACUGUCCCCAGUGCGACGUCUAGCGCAUCCGCAUCUGCAUCAGGAGUCCCCAUUUACCCAUACGCAUCUUCAUCUUGCACGGAGUACCACGCAGUAGUAGAAGGCGAUUACUGCGAAAAAGUCGAAAGCCAAUACGGCAUCACUGCGUCCGACCUCAUGAGCUGGAAUUCUGGAUUGGACGAAUCCUGCACGAAUCUCUGGAAGGGAUACAGAUAUUGUGUGAAAGCAUAA
This is a messenger RNA of Penicillium longicatenatum, 1242 nucleotides long. Its product is annotated as LysM peptidoglycan-binding domain-containing protein. Lineage: Eukaryota; Fungi; Ascomycota; Eurotiomycetes; Eurotiales; Aspergillaceae. The record is from RefSeq and is a predicted model, not a curated record. The coding region runs from base 1 to 1242 and encodes 413 amino acids. The transcript has 2 exons.